Ctenopharyngodon idella (grass carp) is the source of this 1959-nucleotide messenger RNA. It is a transcript of the gene prox2, whose product is annotated as prospero homeobox 2. The record is from RefSeq and is a predicted model, not a curated record. The transcript has 5 exons. Gene Ontology annotation, biological process: regulation of transcription by RNA polymerase II. Gene Ontology annotation, cellular component: nucleus. Bases 88 to 1824 code for a protein of 578 amino acids. Gene Ontology annotation, molecular function: DNA-binding transcription factor activity, RNA polymerase II-specific; RNA polymerase II cis-regulatory region sequence-specific DNA binding. Lineage: Eukaryota; Metazoa; Chordata; Actinopteri; Cypriniformes; Xenocyprididae.
AGCGCGUGCCGUGAGCACACACUGUCAGUCAAGCGUCUCCAGAGCAACAGAUUUUUAAGGCUCAUACGGAAAGUCCUGCAGAAAAACAUGAAUCUGAGUCCACCUGAACAAAGCAUGCACAAACCGAGCGACGGCAACAAAUCUGAGCACCUGCUCCCUUGCUUUCGCAGAAGCACGUACGACGAGCCUCUCGCUUCCUACCACAACGGCUCCAUUAUAUCUCACCUCCUGCGCAAAACCAUUCACAACAAACUGACCUCCCUCGACAACAACCUCCUGUACCUGCCCUCCGAGUCCAACACAACUGAUGAUUUCGCUCAAGAGGACCAGAGCAGCAGCGAGGACCUGUCGGCGAGCGCAGACGUCGAGCGGCCGUUGAGCGAACACCUCCAGGCCAAACGUGCCCGGGUGGAGAACAUCAUACGAGGCAUGGCAGGGUCGCAAGGAGAGGCGGAGAGGGACUGCGAAGUCGCUCGCUCUAGACGAGACAAACGCAAGCAGAGGCUCCCGCUGCACCAGGAACCCGACGUCCGACCGAAGACCAGCAAAGACGAAGAGUGUCACAAACUCAAGGAGCAGCUCCAAAGCAUGCAGCGACUCCUGCAUCAGCUCCAGGAGAAGAUCUCCCAUGUGUACGACCAGAACUAUUUGGAGAACGAGGAACGAGGUGGAUCAGACCAACCGAGUUUGAGCGAAAACCACCACCAGGUUAAAGUGGAAAACAGCGACAGGGCGGUGAAGAACCUCCAGGAGACUCUUAAAUGCGAGCUGACCAGGACUGUGAGCGAAAGCAUCGAUAUGGUCUUCAAGAAACUCUCAACGACCCUACCGAAUCAAUCGCCUCAGAGUCCAGAGUCCUCAGAAACCCAGAAGCCAAGCCAAGACGAUUCCCCUUCAGAGCUGUCGGACACGGAGGAAGUCGCCAAGUCUCACUUCGAGAGCCCAGAACACCAAACCGAAGCCUUAUCCUUAGUGGUCCGUAAACCUUCCCCAACCCAGCUAAUCCCGGGUGUAAAGAGACCCUACCCGCUCCACCAGAGUCCAUUCCAGUUCGGCUACAACGCUCCUCUGCACGACAGCCAGAUCCUGGAGCACCUUUUGAAGUACGGACCGCAUUCGGCCUUCUCCGGACUGCCCUGUCUGCCUGCUUCCCUGGAGAGAUCGACGCCAGACUCCAUGGAGCAUUCGUGGGAAAGCGUCGCCAUGAGAUCCAAGGGGCAUCUGGCUCAGCAACACCAUCGCGCCGGACCUCCCGGACUAGUCGCUGUAGACGCGCUCUGCCUCCCGCACGUCAAGAUGGAGUGUGGAGAUCUGCAGAGCAUGGCUGAGAGAAGCUCCUUCAUGUCGCUCAAUAUUCAGGAAGGUCUGACCCCGAACCAUCUGAAGAAAGCCAAACUGAUGUUCUUCUACACACGCUACCCAAGCUCGAACUUACUCAAGAACUUCUUCCCUGAUGUCAAGUUCAAUCGCUGCAUCACGUCCCAGCUGAUCAAGUGGUUCAGUAACUUCAGAGAGUUCUACUACAUCCAGAUGGAGAAGUUUGCUCGUCAGGCCAUCAUAGAUGGCGUUAACGAUGUGAAAGACAUAUCCAUCACCAGAGAGUCCGAGCUGUUCCGCGCCCUCAACAUGCACUACAACAAAGCCAAUGACUUCCAGGUUCCUGACAGAUUCUUGGAGGUGGCUGAAAUCACACUUCAGGAGUUCUACAGCGCCAUCUCCCUGUCCAAAGACUCCGACCCCUCCUGGAAAAAAGCCAUCUACAAGGUCAUCUGCAAACUAGACAGUGACGUUCCAGAGGAGUUCAAAUCACCUUCCUACCUGUAAACAGAGAGCGCCACCUACAGGACUCUUUAUGUGUGGCCGCACGCCCUUUAUUUAUCAUGAGUGUCAGUCACAAAUGUUUCUUUUUAUAAGUGAACUGUCAGCUUUAUAAACAAAUCUAAAUAUAUAUUCUAAAUA